AUGGCGGAUCGUAUAGGUUGGAAGUCUGAAAUCAAGAUGCUGGCCGGGCCUCACUCUCUGAAGGCUCUAGAGGAGAACACUUCCUUGCCCCCUCCUACUUCUGGCAACCUUUGGCAUCCCUUGGCCUGCAACUUUGUCACUCCAAUCUCCAUUGGUCACUUGACCAUCUUCCCCCUGCGUUUCUCUGUUUCUGUGUCUCUUCUUCUCUUAUAA
Messenger RNA from Lipotes vexillifer (Yangtze River dolphin), 213 nucleotides. NCBI's taxonomy places the organism in Eukaryota, Metazoa, Chordata, Mammalia, Artiodactyla, Lipotidae. The record is from RefSeq and is a predicted model, not a curated record.